GCUGGAGCAGGAAAAGUCUGAGUGGUCCUAUAAACAGAUUCAUAGGACUGAGGGAGCAUGUUUGUCAAGUUAGAUAUUACAGUUUGCCAUUAACUAAAUGUUUCACCAGUAUUCAUGCUGGUUCUGACAAGGAAUGUUUGUUUCCUGAAUUCCAGGAAGUGAGACACUUAGGGGAGGAGGGAACUUGCAUGUUUCAGGGGUAGACAGGUCUUCAGUACCAGUAACGGGACGUCUGGAGGAGGUGCACGUUCAAUUCCCCACCCAGAGACAGGAUGCAGUCCGUCUCCUCUGGCAUCUGCUCUUGCUUGUUGGUGUGUCAGUCUCACCACCAGCAGACAUCACGGGGAGUUUUACAGCUCAGGCGAGCAGAGUUCAGGGGGGUGGCGGCUGCCUCCCCAGUGGCUCUGAGGAAAGAAUACUCCCUGCACGCAGGCUCCUGGCAUCUGCUGCCUUUGCUAGAACUGCAAGAGAGAAAAGUUUCUAACAGGUGAGUGCCAACGAAUGGGCUCAUGAAGGGGAAAGACAAACCGGCCACCCGCUCAUGCUGAGACAAGAAUGGCUCCGCCCUCUGGGCACCUCUUCCUUCUGAUGGGUGCACUGGGCGUCUUGGCUUUUGACGGCUUCACAGGAGCUCAGCAGAACAGCACACUGAUUUUCACGAAGGAAAACACCAUUCGGAACUGCAGCUGCUCUGCAGACAUCCGGGACUGUGACUACAGUCUGGCCAACCUGAUGUGCAGCUGUAAAACCGUGCUGCCUCUUGCCGUCCAGCACACCAGCUACAGUGACCGCCUGACCAUCUGGUUCACAGACACAUCUGCGCUGGGCCUCCUGUUGAACUUCGCGCUGGUCCCGGACCUGAAGCUUUCUCUGUGUGGUACCAACACUCUGCCCACCGAGUACCUGGCCAUCUGCGGGCUGAAGAGGCUCCGCGUCAGCACGGAGGCCAAAUAUUCCUCCCCGGAGCAGAGUCUACUGAUCCACGACGGGGGGUCCCACCAAGGCGGGCCAACCUGUACGUAUAUCUCCUUCGUGGAUAUGGCGCUUUUCAACAGGGAGUCAUCCCUAAAAUCAUAUAGCAUUGAAAACUUUGCCAGCAUGGCCAGCAAUUUCCCUGACUUUUCCUACUUUAAAACCGUCCCGAUUCUAAGCAACACAAGCUAUGUGGUCACAUUCAUUUACUAACACUGUCGCUGGGUCCGGCCUCCAGGAACUUGGGCACACUGUGGAUAAUCGCAGCGAGGCAUCUGUGAACAAGGUCAUGGGUACUCCCAGCCUCAAGUUCACUGCUCCCCCGCCCUCACUCACACAGAGCCAGCCCCCUCUGCUCUGCCGGUGCCCAAUCAUGGGAGCCGUUUUGAAAUAAAUAAAUUAAAUAAAAAGAAGCGAAAAACCUA
Phacochoerus africanus (Common warthog) is the source of this 1397-nucleotide messenger RNA. It is a transcript of the gene EPCIP, whose product is annotated as chromosome 1 C21orf62 homolog. NCBI's taxonomy places the organism in Eukaryota, Metazoa, Chordata, Mammalia, Artiodactyla, Suidae. The record is from RefSeq and is a predicted model, not a curated record. The transcript is spliced from 2 exons. Bases 556 to 1185 code for a protein of 209 amino acids.